AUGACAUAUGGAACAACUUGUUCGUUGUAAAUACGAUGCAGAAGAGUAAUAAGAAGAAAGAAAAGAAAGAGGUGUGGUUUUAUAUUCUAUAAUUUUUCAAUUUUUCGUGUUCAAACUUAUUCACUUACGAUAUUAUUGGAAAAAAAUAAACACCAUAGCAGCGAUUGAUUGAAAAAUUUAACAAUAUGACUACAGACAUUUCGGUAGUGCGCUGGGAUCCCAGUCAGGGGCCUGGCAGCGAAUACAUUGACGAAUACGAAUACGACGGAGGAAAUUCAAGUUCUCGCCUUUUCGAACGUUCUCGCAUUAAAGCUUUAGCCGAGGAACGAGGAAACGUACAAAAGAAGACGUUCACAAAAUGGGUCAACUCACAUUUGGUACGUGUGAAUGGUCGCAUACAGGAUUUGUAUAUUGAUAUGCGUGACGGUAAAAAUUUGAUCAAAUUGUUGGAAGUACUGUCGGGUGAACGUCUUCCAAAGCCGACAAAAGGCAAGAUGAGAAUUCACUGCUUGGAAAAUGUGGACAAAGCGUUGCAAUUUUUACGCGACCAACGAGUGCAUUUGGAAAAUAUCGGUUCGCACGAUAUUGUCGAUGGCAAUGCCAGUUUAAAUUUGGGACUCAUUUGGACGAUCAUUCUUCGGUUCCAAAUUCAGGAUAUUACAAUUGAAGAAGUUGACAACAAGGAAACGAAAUCAGCUAAAGAUGCCCUGCUAUUGUGGUGUCAAAUGAAAACAGCUGGAUAUCAAAAUGUAAAUGUGCGCAAUUUUACAACAUCCUGGAGAGACGGUUUAGCAUUCAAUGCUAUCAUUCACAAACAUCGACCCGAUCUCAUCCAGUUCGACAAAUUGGGUAAAAAUCAUCCCAUGCACAACUUGAACAAUGCCUUCGAUGUGGCAGAAAAAUUGGGCUUGACAAAACUAUUAGAUGCUGAGGACGUGUUCGUUGAACAUCCAGAUGAAAAAUCAAUCAUCACAUACGUCGUCACAUACUAUCACUACUUCAGCAAACUCAAACAAGAAACAGUACAAGGAAAGCGUAUUGGAAAAGUAGUCGGCAUAGCAAUGGAAAAUGAGAAAAUGAUCAACGACUACGAGACAUUUACUAGUGACCUUCUCGGAUGGAUCGAAAGCACAAUCAUCACGUUGGGCGAUCGAACGUUCGCAAACUCAUUAACCGGCGUACAACAGCAGCUAUCGCAAUUCGCAAACUAUCGUACAGUCGAGAAACCACCAAAAUUCGUCGAAAAAGGCAACUUGGAAGUUCUGUUGUUCACACUCCAGUCGAAGAUGCGCUCGAACAACCAGAAACCAUACACGCCGAAAGAGGGACGAAUGAUUUCCGAUAUCAACAAAGCGUGGGAACGAUUGGAGAAAGCCGAACAUGAACGAGAAUUGGCGUUACGCGAGGAGCUUAUACGUCAGGAGAAACUUGAACAGCUUGCAGCUCGUUUCAAUCGAAAGGCAUCGAUGAGAGAGACCUGGCUGUCCGAAAAUCAACGGCUUGUUAGCCAAGACAACUUUGGAUUCGAUUUGGCAGCUGUUGAAGCAGCAGCCAAGAAACACGAAGCCAUUCAAACUGAUAUCCAUGCAUAUGAAGAACGCGUUCAAGCUGUUGUCGCUGUGUCCGAUGAAUUGGACGCGGAACGAUAUCACGACAUUGAACGCAUAUUGGCACGUAAAGAGAAUGUCUUACGAUUGUGGCAAUAUCUGCAAGAGUUAUUGGAGGCUCGCAAGAUGCGUCUAGAACUUUCAUGGCAGCUACAGCAAAACUUCCAAGAGAUGCUCUACAUCUUGGACAAUAUGGAAGAAAUCAAACAACGUUUAUUGACAGACGAUUACGGCAAACAUUUGAUGGGUGUUGAAGAUCUGUUGCAGAAACAUUCUCUGGUAGAAGCCGACAUCAACGUACUGGGCGAACGUGUCAAAACAGUUGUCCAAAAUUCGCAACGAUUUUUGGGUGAAGAAGCCAAUGGUUACCGACCAUGUGAUCCAGCUAUCAUCGUUGACCGUGUCCAACAGCUGGAGGACGCAUAUGCCGAACUCGUCCGAUUGGCCGUUGAACGCAGAUCGCGUUUGGAAGAGAGCCGCAAAUUGUGGCAAUUCUACUGGGACACUUCUGAUGAAGAAAAUUGGAUCAAGGAGAAGGAACAGAUCGUUUCGACCGCCGACAUCGGUCACGAUCUCACCACAAUCAAUCUGUUGCUAUCCAAGCACAAAGCCCUCGAAUCCGACAUUCAAUCGCACGAUCCACAGUUGCAGUCGGUUGCGAAGAUUGGUGACGAACUCAUCAGCGAAGGUCACUUUGGUGCCGAUCGUAUCAAGGAUCGUCUAAAGGAAAUCCUAGCGAAAUGGAAUCACCUUUUGGAUUUAACAAAAUAUCGUCGUCAACGUCUCGAGAAUGCAGUCGAUUACUUCCAAUUGUUUGCUGAUGCUGAUGACAUCGAUCAAUGGAUGUUGGAUUCGUUGCGAUUGGUUUCGUCCGAAGAUGUGGGCAAGGACGAGUCACAUGCUCAAUCCUUGUUGAAAAAGCACAAAGAUGUUUCCGACGAACUUAAGAGCUAUGCUGAAACUAUCGACCAGCUACAUAAACAAGCCGAUGCGCUAACACUCGAUGAAACAGAACAGAAAACCGUGUCUGAUCGUAUUGCAUCGAUCGAUGACCGAUACAAGCAGCUCAUGGAGCUAUCCAAAUUGCGUAAACUUCGCUUAUUGGACGCACUCAGUUUGUAUAAACUCAUGUCGGAGGCCGAUGGCGUUGAGCAAUGGAUUGAUGAAAAAGAGAAAAUGUUGGACACAAUGACGCCUGGAAAGGAUAUCGAAGAUGUUGAAAUAAUGAAACAUCGUUACGAUGGUUUCGAUAAGGAAAUGAAUGCAAACGCAUCCAGAGUCGAUAUUGUCAACCAAUUGGCCCACCAAUUGUUGAACCAAUUCACCAGUGUUGACCAUCCGAAUGCUGAACAAAUUAUCACUCGUCAGAAUCAUCUCAAUCAAGAAUGGUCACGAUUACGCGACAAGGCAGACACGAAGAGAGAUCAACUCAACUCGGCACAUGGUGUGCAGACCUUCUACAUUGAAUGCCGUGAAACAAUUUCAUGGAUCGAAGACAAGAAACGUAUUUUGACCGAAACCGACAAUCUACAAAUGGAUUUGACCGGUGUCAUGACUCUACAACGUAGACUCAGCGGUAUGGAACGUGAUUUGGCAGCUAUUCAAGCUAAACUUACCGCAUUGGAAAAGGAAGCCGAUGCCAUUGAAGGUGAACAUCCUGAAGAGGCUGCACUGAUUCGUGAACGCAUCGCACAGAUUACCGUCAUUUGGGAACAAUUGACCAAUAUGUUGAAGGACCGUGAUUCCAAAUUGGAGGAACGCGGUGACUUGCAUCGAUUCUUACGUGAUUUGGAUCAUUUCCAGACCUGGUUGACUAAAACUCAAACCGAUGUCGCAUCGGAAGAUCCGCCAGCUUCGCUUCCAGAAGCCGAGAAGUUACUCAAUCAACAUCAAACCAUUCGCGAAGAGAUCGACAAUUACACCGAAGAUUAUCAGAACAUGAUGGAAUAUGGUGAGACAUUGACUUCCGAUCCAGAAAAUAAUGAUCCGCAAUACAUGUUCUUGAGAGAACGUUUGAAUGCAUUGAAAGACGGCUGGGAAGAGCUACACCAAAUGUGGGAAAAUCGUCAAGAGCUGUUGUCGCAAAGUUUGGAUCAACAAUUGUUCAACCGUGACUCGAGACAAGCAGAAGUUUUGCUUAGUCAACAGGAACAUUUCCUUAGCAAGGACGACACACCAGUCAAUCUUGAACAGGCUGAAAAUCAACUUAAACGCCACGAAGCCUUCCUCACUACAAUGGAUGCUAAUGACGAUAAGAUUAAUAGCAUUGUCCACGUAGCCGACGCUUUAGUCGAUAAGAAGCACUACGAUGCUGAUAGAAUUCGCAAACGCGCUGACAACAUUGCCGAACGUCGUGAUGGUAACCAGAAUCGUGCUAAAGAGCAACAAGAGAAAUUGAUGAAUCAAGUAAAAUUGCACGAAUUCUUGCAAGACUUGGAAGAACUCACCGAAUGGGUGUCCGAAAAAUAUAUUAUUUCCCAAGAUGACACCUACCGCAGUGCGAAGACCAUUCACUCGAAGUGGACACGUCAUCAAGCCUUCGAAGCUGAAAUCGCUGCCAACAAAGAGCGAUUAUUCGAAGCUGAAAAGGCAGCCCAGGGACUAAUGACAGAAAAGCCAGAAUUCAAGGAAAUUAUCGAGCCGAAACUGAAGGACCUUUCAAAAUCGUUUGAAGAUUUGGAAACAUUCACGAAAGACAAGGGAGCUCAAUUGUUCGAUGCUAAUCGCGAAGUCUUGGUUCAACAAACCUGCGAUGAUAUCGACUCUUACAUCACUGAUCUAGAGAAGCAGAUCAUUAACACCGAUACCGGCAAUGACUUGACAUCAGUCAACAUUCUCAUGCAGAAGCAACAAGUAAUUCAAACUCAAAUGGCACUCAAAGCAAGACAAGUCGAAGAAAUGGAUAAGCAGACUCAAUAUUUACAAAAGACCAUCCCAUUGGAACAGGUCGAACCGAUUGUUACAAAGAAGGUCGCCGUUACCGAACGGUUUGAGAAGAUCAAGGCUCCGCUCGUGGAACGCCAGAAACAACUCGAGAAGAAGAAAGAAGCCUUCCAAUUCGGACGUGACGUUGAAGAAGAAAAAUUGUGGAUCGAUGAAAAAAUGCCGUUAGCCACAUCGGACGAUUGUGGUAACUCAUUGUUCAAUGUCAACGUAUUGAAGAAGAAGAACCAAUCCUUGGCUACUGAAAUCGAAAAUCACGAACCAAGAAUAAUGGCCAUCUGCAACAACGGACAAAAGUUGAUCGACGAAGGCCACGAAGAUUCACCACAAUUUGUCGAGCGAAUCAAGGAGCUCACACAGAAAUGGCAAGAACUCAAAGAUGCCAUCGAAAAUAGACGUAAGAAUCUAGACCAAUCCGAACGUGUUCAGCAAUACUUUUUCGAUGCCGCUGAAGCGGAAUCAUGGAUGAGCGAACAAGAAUUGUACAUGAUGGUUGAGGAUCGUGGCAAGGACGAGACAACCGCACAAAACUUGAUGAAAAAACAUGAGACCUUGGAGCAACUGGUUGAAGAUUAUGCAAAUACCAUUCGCCAGUUAGGUGACACUGCCAGACAAUUGACUUUAGAACAAAUUUCGCACGGUGAUGCUGUUUCAGUUAAACAAUCUCAGCUUGAUAAAUUGUAUGCAGGUCUCAAAGACUUGGCUGGAGAGCGACGAGCUCGUUUAGACGAAGCCCUUCAAUUGUUUAUGCUUAACCGUGAGGUGGACGAUUUGGAACAAUGGAUCGCAGAACGUGAACUUGUUGCCGGUUCACAUGAAUUAGGACAAGAUUAUGACCAUGUUACAUUGUUGUGGGAACGAUUCAAAGAAUUUGCAAAGGAUACAGCUACCGUUGGUGGUGAACGUGUUGCCCGUGCUAACGGCAUUGCUGAUGAUUUAAUUCAUGCUGGUCAUUCGGACAGCGCCACAAUUGCAGAAUGGAAGGAUGGCUUAAAUGAGUCGUGGCAAGAUUUGUUGGAACUCAUUGACACUAGAACACAGAUGUUGGCCGCUUCGAGAGAAUUACAUCGAUUCUUCCACGAUUGCAAAGAUGUUCUCAGCCGAAUCCUUGAGAAGCAACACGGUGUUUCCGACGAACUUGGCCGUGAUGCUGGUUCCGUUUCAGCACUGCAGCGUAAACACCACAAUUUCAUUCAAGAUUUAACUACACUUUACUCCCAAGUUCAACUCAUUCAAGAGGAAUCGGCUAAAUUGCAAGCAUCUUAUGCCGGCGACAGAGCCCGUGAAAUAACAAAUCGUGAACAGGAAGUGCUACAGGCUUGGAUGAACUUGCAAGCAAUGUGCGACACACGCAAAACAAAAUUGUCCGAUACCGGCGAUCUGUUCAAAUUCUUCAACAUGGUCCGUACAUUGAUGCUAUGGAUGGACGACGUAGUUCGUCAAAUGAAUACUUCAGAAAAACCACGUGAUGUGUCAGGCGUUGAACUUCUCAUGAAUAACCAUCAAAGCUUAAAGGCAGAAAUCGACACUCGCGAAGACAAUUUCUCGACCUGUUUGACAUUGGGCAAAGAGCUGUUGGCCAGAAAUCACUAUGCAACAACCGAAAUCAAGGAUCGUCUAUUACAACUGACCAAUACUAGAAACGCAUUGCUUCAUCGUUGGGAAGAGCGUUGGGAGAAUUUACAAUUGAUUCUCGAAGUCUAUCAAUUUGCUCGCGAUGCUGCUGUUGCCGAAGCCUGGCUUAUCGCCCAAGAACCAUAUUUAAUGUCAACGGAAUUGGGUCACACAAUCGAUGAAGUUGAAAAUCUGAUCAAGAAACACGAAGCCUUUGAGAAGUCCGCUGCCGCGCAAGAGGAAAGAUUUAGCGCUUUGCAACGAUUAACUACGUUUGAGCUCAAAGAAAUGAAACGACGACAAGACGCUGCCGAGGAAGUCGAACGAAAACGUCUACAAGCCGAAAAUGAAGCAAAGGCUGCCGCCGAAGCCCAAGCCGAAGCUGCUCGACGAGCUGAAUCGAAAGAUUCAGCCGAUGCAUCGUCACCGCACCGGGAACACGAAGCAGUCACAAUGAGAGCUGCUUCACCUAUAGCUGAGAGACCUAUCUCUCAAACAGAGCAUGAACCAAAACCUAUACCUGCCAAAAGGCAGUCAAUCGAACCGGUGCGCCAAAGUAUUUCGCCCAAACAAGGAAGUGCAACCCCACCGAGUGGUUCCGACCGACGCUCUAUACCAAUGUCACCAACAACACCAUCAAAUACUGGAUCAUUAAAAAUUGGUAGGCCACGAUCUCGAUCAAAGAGUCCAUUCCGUAGUUUCCGAUGGAAACGCGGCUCUACGUCACGUGCUGCUGAUUCUGACGAUGAAGCAGAUCGGCCGAGCUCUGGUGGAGAUGCUGAUGUUGAAGGUACACUUACACGUAAACACGAAUGGGAACACACAACAAAGAAAGCAUCGAACCGAUCAUGGGAUAAGGUUUAUGUUGUUGCACGCGGUGCCCGUUUGACAUUCUACAAAGAUCAAAAAGCCAGUAAAGCUGUCCCAGAGUCCACGUUCCGUGGCGAGCCACCAUUGAUAUUAGAAGGUGCAUCGGUCGAUGUAGCAACAGAUUACACGAAAAAGAAGCAUGUGUUUAGAAUCAAGUUAUCGAACGGAGCCGAAUUCUUAUUGCAAGCGCAUGAUGAUUCUGAAAUGAAUCAAUGGGUGGGAGCAUUACAAGCACAGUGUCAAACUGGCGGCGGUGGCGGCAGCAGAUCGAUGACCCUACCUGCUUCAUCACAAAAGGAUGAGACCAAAAGGAAGUCGUUCUUUACGCUAAAGAAAAAUUAAAAAAAAUUAUAAAAAAAUAAAAAAAAGAAAAAAAAAACAGAAACCAACACCCUAAAAUCCUAAAAGUUAAAAAAAUUUAAUUAAUUUCAUAAGAGAAACAAAAAUCUUUUCAAAUCACAACAAAAAUUAUAUAAAAAAAAAUAUUUGUAAUUAAUUUCUAAGAGAGAGAGAGAGAGAGAGGAAAAUGUCCGAUCAAUCGGACCAAACAAAAGGCAGAUGUUUUAAUUUUAAUGCAUUGUGACACACAAACACGCCACGCAGAAAAGUUCAGAUAUUUGAAAGAGAAAAAAAUUUACGAAACACAAACAAAGAACAUAAAUGGAACGUUAAAUGGACGGUUUAGCUUAUGCAAUUUUUUGCGAAUUUAUAAAAAAUUGCUUUAAGGUAUCGCAGUUGAAAAUGUUUGAAAAAGAACCAAUGUAAGAGAAAGAAAAAAAUUGAUGAAAUUUCAAUUGAUUUGUUCAAGUAAAUUACACAAAAGAACGACAUAGAAUUCUCAAUGCAUAACCAUCCGUGUUCGUUCGUGUCCCGAAUAUAUCAAACUCAGGUCUUUUUAAACAAAGUGUUCGAAUUAGCAAAAACACAAACGGUAGUUACAUGAAGUACAAUUUCACCCAAACAAUAUUCCCAAUACACCAAUCCUUCGACGAAUGCAAAAACAUUCAUUUUUCAUCUCGUUUAAAACUCUCAUUUAAAACCGGAAUCAAUUUAUUAUCAACCGGAGUUUCGAGUUGAUACUGCUCGUGAAAAUUGUGAUAGUAACUAGUAAAUGAUUCGAGACACGCGAACAACUCACAAUGUAUAUGGAUCGGUGUCUUUUAUUUUAAAUAUUUUAAUAUCGUACAGAUCAACCGGAUCACCCAUAUAAAAUAGGAAAUCGAUCGUCUAGAAAAUGAAUAACGGGAAUUUAUGUUGGAAUUCGGUUGGAUGUUGGAAUUUUCUCUCUUGGUGAAAGAUUUUUCUUCAAUAAAGUGAAGAGAAAAUUCAGUGGUUAAGACGCCAGGAGAAUAAUGUGCACAGAGAUAAAAUCGAAAGAACAAAACGAAGGAUGAAUUUGCUAUGAUUUCGUUUAAUUAGGUAGAUUUUAUUGGCACCAUUUUUUUUUCGUCUGAAAAAGAAAACAUUUUUUUCUCGUACAUUGCGUAAAAUUAAAAUUUUUACCUUUUCACAACACAAAGAACACAUUUUUCAAUUUUAUAAAAAUCUUCUCCGAUUUCCUUUUAUUUCGUUUCCUUACAUUUUAUUGUAACUCGGUAAAAAUGCUUUUAUUCUGCAAAUAUGUCAGCUAAAAAUGAAUACAUAUUCAAAUCCCGGUAAUUAAAUUUAAAAAAAUAAUAAAAAAAAUUCAAAAAACAAAAAGUUAAAAAAAUAUGAAAUUUUGAAACAAAAUUAUUUGACUUUAAAAAAGGAAUCAUUGAAAACUUGUUUUUAUUUUUCUAACGCUAAAAAUUUAAUAUUUUUAAGAUACGUAAGUUAAUAAGAGGAAAAUAAUUAAAAAAAAUUUUUUGACUUAGUGUUCAAACAAAACAAAACAAAAAAAAUAUGAAAUGAAAAAUGGAAAACAAAAAAGUAAAUGUUUUAAAAAUAAUAUAUUUUAUUAAAAUAAUAAAUUAAGUAGAUAAAAAACCAACACAAAAAAACUACCAUCACAUGUACCGGACUUGGAUUUCGACUCGCCGCUAUUAAUUGCAAUAAAAAAAAACUUUUUGAUUCUAAACAAUGUGAUGAAAAAUUAUUGGCACAGGGCGCCACCAGUUUUUUUAUUAUUUUUAUUUUUUAUUUAAAAAAUAUUUCUAAGUCAACAGCAUUAAUAUAGAAGAUAUUCUCUACGCGCAAUAUAAAUUUAACUGAAUUGAACUGAUUUUAGUUUUAACUUGUAAAAGGAAAGAAUUUAAAAAAAGAAAGAAAAAAAACAUUCCAGUCGAACUCUCCUCCUACCAGUUUUUUGUUUCGCUUCUCUUAUAAAACGAAAUUUUUAUUAUUAUUUUUUGAUGAUAAAUCAAUUUUAGUCAUUUUUUAUUGGUGGGUUAAAAUUAAACAAAAAUAAAAUUUUGGAAUGUGUUUGAUGUGAAAGUUUAUUAACUAUAAAUAUUCCGACACGACUUCUAUUUUCCGCAGUGAUUUGAUGUCCGAAACGGAAUUACAUGAUUGAUGUCACAAAUAUUCGCAGCUAAAUCCAGUGUGUCCAAUCCGACCAAAGUCCAGGUCUGUGUACAGAAGAGGAUUUAUCGUUUCGAAAUUAUUUAUUUCUUAUUAUUACUUUGUAGUAUUUUUUUUUCUUUACUUUUGUUUUCUUUGAGAUAUAAAAAACCAAUUAAAUUGCCAAUUUAUAAAAUGCAAACAAAAACUUUGAAAUGAAUUAAAAUAAUUUUUAAUUUUUAAUUAGCAUCAUAUUGUAUGGAUUUCAAUUAUACAUAUUCAUCGAAAAUAAAUAACUGUAAUGAUUUUUCUGCCAGGCUGCUAAGUAAAUAAAAAAUUUAAAAUAAAAUAAAAAAAAAUUAAAAAAUUAAAUUAUCUUUAAAAAAAAUCUACAAAAAAAGUCUAAUUAACAAAACAUUGAUUGCGUAUAAUUAAUUUAUAGAUUGUUGUUUGGCUUUAAAGAAGAGAA
Bradysia coprophila is the source of this 9984-nucleotide messenger RNA. It is a transcript of the gene beta-Spec, whose product is annotated as spectrin beta chain. Lineage: Eukaryota; Metazoa; Arthropoda; Insecta; Diptera; Sciaridae. Gene Ontology annotation, cellular component: spectrin. Gene Ontology annotation, molecular function: phospholipid binding; structural constituent of cytoskeleton; actin binding. The record is from RefSeq and is a predicted model, not a curated record.